This is a messenger RNA of Ostrinia furnacalis (Asian corn borer), 1536 nucleotides long. RefSeq names its product esterase SG1-like. The transcript has 6 exons. The record is from RefSeq and is a predicted model, not a curated record. The coding region runs from base 430 to 1536 and encodes 368 amino acids. Gene Ontology annotation, molecular function: hydrolase activity. Lineage: Eukaryota; Metazoa; Arthropoda; Insecta; Lepidoptera; Crambidae.
GAAUGCUAGUGCACCCACUUGUGUAAUGUUAAUACCUAGUGUGGUUAUUAAUUCAUUUACGCAUGUUCACACCGGCCCGGGUUUACCAAAUAUUAUUUUACAUUUUACCUGUUAGGUGUGCCAGCUAACGAAGGUUCUGAUCAUCCAUUAAUAAUGCACCGGUAGUGCCAUGGACCCAACAAUUUGAAAUUAUCAGUCAACCAAAAACAAAUCGACUUUGAGAUGUCGAGAUGGAAUGUUUGGGUAGGUACAGUCAAGUUCAUUUGCCUAGGCAAGACGAGCUGAUUGUACUUGUACGAGUAUAUAUAAAAACCGGAGACAGAACCAUGUUUCGUUUAGUUUUUUGCUUUCGGUGUGGCGGUCAUAUCGUUCGGUCGUACGAGCGAUCGUGAUUUAACUUACGUUUUAUGUAUCUUUGAGAGAAGCGAAAUGAUGCGAUUCGUUUUACGGUUACCGUUUACUUUCACUAUUGUGGUAUUAUUUACAUGUAAUGUGAACAGUGAAAAGAGGCCACUAGUGAGCACUCCGCUGGGAGACAUUGAAGGAUAUUAUAUGAAAACUCGGGAAGGAAAAGAGAUCUCAGCAUUCACAUCCAUUCCAUUUGCAGUACCUCCUCUCAAAGAUCUAAGGUUUCAGGCUCCUGUACCAGUGCAGCCAUGGGAAGGAGUUUUGGAUGGGUCGAAAACCACCCCUGCGUGUGUCCAGAGGAACCCCUAUGUUCGCCAGAAAGAGAUCGUGGGCCAGGAAGACUGCCUAUACCUGAAUAUCUAUACACCAUACAAUAACAAUGAUUUGAUCCACGAAAACAAUCUUCUACCUGUUAUGGUAUUUAUUCAUGGGGGCGGUUGGAUGUGUGGUGACUCAAGUACUUAUAUGUAUGGACCGCAAUACCUGUUGGAUAACGAUGUUCUUCUCGUAACCAUCAAUUACAGACUGGGUCCCUUGGGCUUUCUGUCGACCCUGGACGAACACUGCCCGGGCAAUAACGGCCUCAAGGAUCAACAGGAAGCAUUGAGAUUCAUCCAAAAAACUAUAGAGAGUUUCGGAGGAGACAAGAACUCAGUGACCAUAUUCGGAGAAAGUGCCGGUGGGGCCAGUGCCCAUUUUCAUAUGCUGUCGAAAACCAGCCAAGGACUGUUCCACAAAGCGAUUUCGGAAUCGGGAACCGCGCUGGUCCCGUGGGCAGAAGCGCCACCUGGUGAAGCUCUAAGAAACGCAUUCCAGCUGGCCAAGUUCCUGGAUUGUCCGCAGGCUCCAUCAGAAGCCAUGAUCAAAUGUCUUCGCACGAAAGACAGCUAUGACAUCAUUGGCACCGAAUUUCAAUUUUAUGUAUGGGAUUAUGAGCCGAUGACUCCAUUCAAGGCCGUAGUUGAGCCAGAUCUCCCCGGUGCUUUCCUGACUAAAAGUGUUCGCAAAAUAAACGACGUGCCUGCGGUGCCGUGGAUGACUGGUCUGACGAAAGACGAAGGCUGCUUGAAGUCUGCGUGUAAGUCAUCCCUAAAUUAUAACGAUACCUCCAAUGAACUUACAACUUAG